Messenger RNA from Symbiodinium sp. CCMP2456, 1764 nucleotides. The record is from the annotation of a GenBank genome assembly. Lineage: Eukaryota; Dinophyceae; Suessiales; Symbiodiniaceae.
AUGGCAGGCUUCAACAACAAAGGGCACGAAAACGUGAAGCCUGUCCAUUCGGACGAGGCGAUGGCCUCGGAAGGAGACCCGGAUGUUGUUGCCAUGGCAGCCGGGGUCCAGGAUGUGAUUUUGGAGGAUGCCACCGAACUCUCAGCAGGCGACUUUGUCCUGGCAAGUUGUCGGAGAGGUGACAGUGCCCUCGUGCCCUGGCUGGGCCGCCCUGGCCUGGGGAGGUCCCAAUCGAUCUCGUCCUUGGUGGCACGGGUCCGCAACUCGUCCACCUGCAAAAACGUCUUGCAGAGCCCGUGGCCUCGGCAACCAUCCCAUGGUCAAAACCGAGGACUGCUUGAUAAGGCCGCGGUCCUGAACAUGGACGAAGUCCUCUUCCAGCUCGAAGGUUUUUGCGAGGGCACGAAGUGGACCAACCACGUGGUGGAACUACUCCUAGCGCAGCCAACAAGUGCAGCAGUCGCAACUCGGCCGGCCGAUGUCAUUGCACUGUCGAAGACUAAGCCCAGCGCUGUUGUCGAGCUCGAAGAGAUUCUGGACGAAUGCCACGACCUCAAGGCUAGCAAUGGCAGCAAUCGCUUCUUCGUAACGUUGGAAGGAAGGUUUGUCUUCGUCAGCGAUGAGCACAGCAAGGAGACGUUCCUCGACACCCCGGGCCACGCUGCGUUCGAACUCUCGCGAGGCCGAACAAUGGCUGCUGCAGACGUUGCCCUGGUCGUGAUUUCGGCGGAGCGGGGUGCGGAACUUCAGACUGAGGAGGUCCUGAUGCACGCGUCAAGAUGGAAGGUACCCAUUGUCUUUGCGCUCAACAAAAUGGAUCUUCCGGAUUGUAACCUGGAGCUUACUCGAGCCGAGCUUCGACGACAGUGCCAGCUCCUUCAUGAGCACGGCUUGGUCGAUGUGGACUUGACGCGGGAGGCAGAAGAUGCAAUCCCGAUCUCGGCUUUGUACCGGCAGAACCUGGAGGCCCUGAUCGCGAAAGUGGAAGCUACAGCGAGUGGUCUGCCCCAGUUACCAUUGCGACCGGCACAACCCCUCACGAUCACGCCGGGCGAGGCGCAAAAUUGCAGGCAUGUGCCGCGGCGAACAGACUUCCUGGUCGGGGUUGAUGCAGCGCCCACUGCAGUGGCAUUGAUCUUGGAGGUCUCCAAGGCCGGUGAGGAGCAAGGCGAGAUGGUGCUGACUGCCCUCGUGCGGAUGGGGCGCCUCGUUGUCGGUCAGUUCUUUGUUGCCGGGACCGCAUUCGGAAGGAUUACGAAUCUUUCAGUAGCCACGGGGCUAGAGCGCAACCGGCUUUGGCUGAAGUGCGACCAUGCCAGUGUUGGCGUGGCCGUGCAGCUGACGGGUCUUCGCACGAGAAAGGUCGGUGGGGAUUGCGCUGUGGAUGACCUUAUCAUCGUAUUGCCUCGCGAGCGCGCCUGGCGCUUGUGCGAGCACCGGCAGCGGAUCGAGCAGCUCAUGGCAUGCCAGGUUUUCGGGCCGCCAUUGGAGGUUGCAUGGGAGAACGACGCGCAGAUCCAGUCGCGGACGCAAGCGGCCUUCGAGCGAGAGGAUGUCGAACAUCCGGAGAAGCAUUCAGGCAGUGCUUACGACCGCCGUUGGGAGCAACCGGCUGUGGAGGAGGUCUCUGGUUUGGCUCCAGCAUUGAGCAAUGCCUCGCGUCGCGAGUUUCAAUCGCCGUUCCCGCCCAGCUCGGGAGAGUCUGAGCGAGCCCCACGCGAAGCUUCACCUCCCCCCCUCGUGUGCUCCCAAGACACGGAUUGA